Molecule: messenger RNA, 2433 nt
Organism: Pseudoliparis swirei
Lineage: Eukaryota; Metazoa; Chordata; Actinopteri; Perciformes; Liparidae
Gene: aspn
Product: asporin (LRR class 1)
Exons: 8
Coding region: 222-1361 (379 amino acids)
Molecular function (GO): protein binding
Source: RefSeq, a predicted model, not a curated record
CCGAACAGCGGUGGUUUUCCGUCGGUGGGGGUGUUCUGGGGAGCAGUUUUUUUCCUGGUGAGAUGGUGAUGCUCUCCUCCGUUCACUGGGAAUGUAUUGACUGAGGAUCCGACUCUCAGCCCUCCAGCUGGACCCUGCUGCUGCUGCUGCGCUCACUGUGGGGUUUAAACCAGGACACAAACACACCUGACGGCCCAGCUCUUCCUCCUCCCGAUAACACCAUGAGGGUCUUCCUCCUGCUUUGCCUGCUGGCGCUAGGCAACGCCAAACCCUACCAGUCGAUCAAUGUCAUGGACUUCAUGAGAAACUAUGACAUCAUGAUGGCCGAUUCGAGCCACGAGGAAGAUGAAGACGAUGAGGACGAUGACAAUAAGGUCGAUGACAAAGACGUCAAUGUCAAAGAAGUCGAUGAUGAUGAAGAUGAAGAUUACGACGACAACUGUCCGGCCGGCUGUCAAUGCUCACCCCGAGUGGUGCAAUGCUCCGACAAGGGUGAGAUCUCUGUUCCCCAGAAGAUUCCCGAAGACACCGUGAUACUAGACCUCCAAAACAACGACAUCACGGAGAUCAAGGAGAACGACUUUAAAGGCCUCAAUAAGCUUUAUGGCCUGUUUCUGAUCCACAACAAGAUCUCCAAGAUUCACCCCAAGGCCUUCAGAAACAUGGACCACCUCCGCCUGCUGUACCUCUCCUACAACCUGCUCACCGAGAUCCCCGCCAACCUGCCUCCCAACGUCAUCGAGCUCCGCUUCCACGAAAACAAGAUCCACAGGAUCCAGAAGGAUGCCUUCAAAGGCCUGAUGAAACUGCACGUGCUGGAGCUGGGCGCCAACCCUCUGGCCAACAGUGGGAUUGGACUGGGAGCUUUUAACGGCUUGUCGACCCUGUAUGUCGGAAUAUCAGAGGCCAAACUAACCGCCGUGCCAAAAGACCUCCCAACCUCCAUCACAGAGCUGAGCCUGGACUACAACAAGAUCGCCAAGGUGGAAAUAGAAGACUUCAUCAGAUAUAAAAACCUGAAGAGGCUAGGACUCGGCUUUAACCAGAUCAAGUAUGUAGAAAACGGCAGCUUCGCCAGCAUCCCGAACGUCCGUCAGAUCAACCUGGAUAACAACCGUCUGAAAAAGGUCCCACCGAACCUCAACUCCCUGCGCUCCCUCCAGGUGAUUUAUCUCCACGGCAACAAAAUCAGCAGCGUGGGAGUCAACGACUUCUGCCCCAUCCCGCCCAGUGGGAAGAAGAACCUGUACACUGGCAUCAGCCUGUUCGCCAACCCCGUGAAGUACUGGGACAUCCAGCCGGCCACCUUCCGCUGCGUGACCGGGCGGAGAGGCGUCCAGCUCGGAAACUUCAGGAAGUAGGCGGCGAGGAAGGAAAGCCGAUAAUCCUCGUAAGGGUGUAAGGGAAGGAGUUGAAAAUAAUUUUGAUAAGUAAAACAAGAUGAAACUGGAUUUCAGGAAAAGAGAGAAAUUACCUUAUAUUGAUGUGUAUUAGAAAGUGUAGCACAUGUUGUUGAAUGCAGGUACAAUUUACAGAUUAGAAACAGACUAAUGUUGUAUGUUGGUGCUGAGAGGGCAGUUUACAGGGGGUGGACAUAAUAACAUGAACCUCUGUAGAUCAUAAUGAAGUUCAAGUGUCUGCGAGGUUGUCCUCAGCUUUUGCUGUGUAAACUUUCCCAUGAAUAAAGCGCCUCCUACUGGUCACGUUAAGCAAAACCACCAAAUGACCCGAUUUAUUUCUAGUUUAGUCUUUUAAUGAGAUAUUGUGUAGAAACCUUUCUGAGUUUAAGUUUUCUUCUAAACAACAACAAACUAAAUGCUUUUUUUUAAUCACAUACUAUAUUUGCCUUUUUUGUUUUAAAGUUGAGAGUGAUCAUUAUAAAAGAGUCACGAUACGGCUGUUUCCCUUCCAGCUCAAGUCUGUACAUUCAAUGAAUGGAGCUGGCAUUAUUUAGUGCAAUAAGUCCCUUUGAAGCCCCGUAUUCGUCUUUAUGUGUGUUGGGUUAUAUUAUCUCCCCAUCUGUAUGUCUUUAUUUAGUAAACUACAUGUCAGAGUGGAUUAUACAUUGUACUUGAUAUAAACUCAAAACAUGACUUUGUUUUAAUGAACUAUAGCAACUUAGUGAACUAUUACAAAUUAUAGUCAGGUUAUGAAAUGCCCAAUCUUGGACGUCUAAGAGCUCCUUCUCCAGUGCUCUCUCCUCUGAAAUGGUGCUAUAUUUAUUUAGUUUGUCUUUAAAUAAACCCGGAACACCUCCGCAUGUAUGUUGUUACUUUUUGUCAAAAUUAAAUUGGGGUUGAUUUGUAAAGUUAACAUUGGAUUUUUGUUAUUUGGGCUCUGAUUGUCAUAUCUUGUGAUUUAAGGCUACUUGAAUACAUUUGACUCUACAUGUGAGACAAAGCUUGGAUAAAAUAAAGUAUCUUCAAAGAUCAA